AUAAACGACGGUGUAACAUAUCUGGACCACCCACAGCCUUAUCGUGCAACAAAGGCCGUCUCCGUAGACGCUGAGUUGGUAAAGGUAAAUUUCAAACACUUGCCAUUUAUAUCUCCAGAGGCCCUGUCGGCCGGACUCCAGAACACCAUGGAAAACUACGGCAAAGUCUGCCAAAUUCGCCUCUACCGCGAGUCCGGGACUGGAAUAUUCGAAGGUGAAGCAACCGUAAUUAUUGAUAUCACUCCUCCUGACAACGCAAUGCGCGACGAUGGCAACCCGUACUACAUGCCGCUGCGGCGUUUCAUUGAAUUUGACAAUUGGGGUCAAAAAUUCCCGGCUUCCUGGAAAAACUGCCCCCCAAUCUGCCGGUAUUGCUCAAAAGAGGGACACCGGGGCAGAGACUGUCCUAAGUUGGACCCUGUCGAAUGUUACUACUGCCGCCAAACGGGACAUAUCCAACGCAACUGC
Molecule: messenger RNA, 468 nt
Organism: Zychaea mexicana
Lineage: Eukaryota; Fungi; Mucoromycota; Mucoromycetes; Mucorales; Lichtheimiaceae
Exons: 1
Molecular function (GO): nucleic acid binding; zinc ion binding
Source: RefSeq, a predicted model, not a curated record